Penicillium psychrosexuale is the source of this 569-nucleotide messenger RNA. RefSeq names its product NADH:ubiquinone oxidoreductase subunit NDUFA3. The transcript is spliced from 3 exons. NCBI's taxonomy places the organism in Eukaryota, Fungi, Ascomycota, Eurotiomycetes, Eurotiales, Aspergillaceae. The record is from RefSeq and is a predicted model, not a curated record. The coding region runs from base 1 to 417 and encodes 138 amino acids.
AUGGACGAGUGCCAAGACCCGAGAGCGCUGGGCCCGCAUCUCCGAACUUCGACUUCACCUCGUCCCUCCGGCUUCAAUUUUGCUUCUCUGAUCCCAGCCACUCAACAACCACUCAGUGGGACCGGCAUUGCCCUCCCACCCACAUCGCAAAACCCCGACCGGUCGUCAACGACCUCCUCCUACAGCCAUGUCUGCCCCUCUGUUCUGGUCGACCCCCUCCGCUAUAUCCGCUGGGCUGCGCACGAGAAGCCAGCUAUCCUCGCCGCUCUGUGCAUCGGCGUCAUGGGUCCCAUCUCGCUGGCGACUAUUCCUCCCAUCCGCCACGCCCUCGGUGACGUCGACCCCGAGCCUAUUCCUCUGACAUAUCCCAUUCCGCAGGGUCCGCGGGUGAUCCCCAAGGGCUACGAUGACGAAUAAACGGGUUCGGAACUACGAAAAUGUCAAGUUAGAGAGAAUUUCGUGUAUUGUCCGAGCCUGGGAGGAAUAAAUUCAGCGGAUGGCGGGAGAUGAGUUGGCUGUGCCACUGGACUGAUGAACAAGUCCCAUCGCAUCAGUGUGGGCAAUUGUUC